Messenger RNA from Stegodyphus dumicola, 1428 nucleotides. RefSeq names its product peroxisomal sarcosine oxidase-like. Gene Ontology annotation, molecular function: L-pipecolate oxidase activity; flavin adenine dinucleotide binding; sarcosine oxidase activity. The record is from RefSeq and is a predicted model, not a curated record. Gene Ontology annotation, cellular component: peroxisome. NCBI's taxonomy places the organism in Eukaryota, Metazoa, Arthropoda, Arachnida, Araneae, Eresidae.
UAAAGUGUCGAUGGUUGUUUUCUGAACAGUGCAUCAUGGAAGCGGCCGUGAAAGCAUUUGACCACGCCGUGAUAGGAGCGGGAAUAGUGGGCUCAUGGACGGCUCUUCGUCUGCAGAAUUUAGGAAAACAUGUUGUUCUUCUAGAGCAGUUCCGGGAGCCCCAUACUCGGGGCAGUUCCCAUGGCCAGACCAGGCUCAUCCGCACCGCCUAUAAGGAAGAAUUCUUUGCCCGCAUGAUGCCCAUAGCUUUUGACAUGUGGAGAGAAUUGGAACGAGAAUCUAGAAAACAGCUUAUUGUGAAUACCAAAAUUUUAUGCCUUGAGCACUCUUCAGAUAAACUUAAUUAUGAAAAGUGCAUAAAACACAUGAAAGAAAUCAGCCCUGAAAACCUCGAAGUAAUAAGUCCUGAUGAAAUGAAAUCGAAAUAUUCAAAGACUCUGAAUUAUAAAAAUCUUGCUGGAGCUUUCUUGGAUAAAACUGGAGGUGUAAUGCUCGCACAUAAAUCUCUUCUAGCCGUUCAGGAACUGUUCCGUCAAAAAGGCGGCACAUUGUGGGACAGCUGUCCAGUAUCUCAGAUCAUACCUGAAGAGAACAAGGUGCAGAUUAAGACCGAAAGAGGAGAUGUUAUCGCCCGUUCCGUAGCAAUCUGUACUGGACCGUGGACGCCGAAAUUGCUGUCUUCUCAACUUCCCCCUUCUGUACCCUUGCAGCCGCUUUUUGUGAAUGCGUUUUACUGGAAGGAAAAGAUCAGAGGUGCAUACAGUGCCGAGUCUGGUUUUCCGACAUUAUUAGAGCUCUCUACUCCUCGUAUAUAUGCAAUCCCUUCACUGGAAUAUCCUGGACUUAUGAAAGUCUGUUAUCACGGUGGAGUGCCUUGUAACGACCCAGACGAAAGAGACAAAACCCUUGUGAAUAGUAUGCCUCUUAAUACUGUCAAAGACUAUAUCAAGGAACACAUGCCUCUCUUAGAACCGGAACCAGCUAUAGUAGAGAAAUGUAUGUAUACGAAUACGCCUGAUGAAAUCUUCAUCGUUGACACAUUACCAAAACUUAGGAAUGUUGUCAUUGGAACGGGAUUUUCAGGAACUGGUUUCAAGACUGCUCCAGUCAUCGGAAGGUUGCUGAGUGAAAUGGCUGUUGGGAUUGAACCUUUCUUGGAUAUCACGCCUUUCCGGUUAUCGAGAUUCGACUCCUCUGAAAGACAACAUUGAUUUCAUAGAUACAAAGAUAUCUGAAAGAUAUGGACGACAUUUGUGACUUUUUUUUAUUUUUUUUUUUUAUUUUUUUUUUUUUUGUAAUUAGAGAUUUUUGAAAUUUUAUAGAUGAUAUAUUAUGAUCUUAUUUUAUUGAAAGAAAAGUAAAUUUAAUAAUAAAGAUUUGAUGCGGUUCAAACAUUAAAAUGCCUCUAAACAUGUUUUAAACAUUUAA